AUGGUGAAGAUCCAUGGUGGAUCCAGUGGAAUUGGUACAUUCGCUAUACAGAUUGCCAAGUACCUCGGAAUUAAGGUUUUUGUCACUGCAGGAAGUGAAGAAAAACUAGUAGCCUGCAAAGUUUUGGGUGCCGAUGUAUGCAUUAACUACAGAACUGAAGACUUCGUUGAACGUAUCAAACAAGAAACCAACGGAAAGGGUGUUGAUGUGAUUCUGGAUAAUAUUGGAGGAUCAUAUCUCCAGCGCAAUCUAAACAGCUUAGGUGUUGAUGGUAGACUUUUCAUCAUUGGCUUCCAAGGGGGCAUAGCAGCUGAAGUGAACCUGCAAGCUGUGCUUGCAUGCCGUUUGACCAUACAAGCUGCUGGACUGCGCAACAGAAGCCUUGCCAAUAAGGCAGAGAUUGUUAGUGAGGUGGAAAAGAACGUGUGGCCUGCUGUCGCUGCUGGCAAAGUGAAGCCGGUGAUUUACAAGACGUUUCCGUUAUGUGAAGCUGCUGAGGCUCAUAGGUUGAUGGAAGCUAGCACCCACAUCGGCAAGAUACUGCUGCUCCCACUGCACCUGUGGCGUUUGUGCUCUUACUCUCGGAGGAGUCAGUUCAAGAACAUAUGCAACUUCUGUGACAGCCUGCAUGGAUGUUGUACUGGUGUAGCAUGUCUUUUUUUAUAUAUCUUGUAGUACUAGAUUGGAUCUUUUACCCCGAGAAAUUAUCUUAUCAAUUGGAUCCUUAAAGUGCUGAUGACAUUUUUCUGUGAGCUAUGAUAUAAUAAAUCUGGCAGAUAGAGCCACUA
Molecule: messenger RNA, 788 nt
Organism: Zea mays
Lineage: Eukaryota; Viridiplantae; Streptophyta; Magnoliopsida; Poales; Poaceae
Product: quinone oxidoreductase PIG3
Exons: 5
Coding region: 1-675 (224 amino acids)
Molecular function (GO): oxidoreductase activity, acting on NAD(P)H; NADPH binding
Source: RefSeq, a predicted model, not a curated record